Messenger RNA from Geodia barretti, 1209 nucleotides. NCBI's taxonomy places the organism in Eukaryota, Metazoa, Porifera, Demospongiae, Tetractinellida, Geodiidae. The record is from the annotation of a GenBank genome assembly.
AUGGUCAACACCAAGCAGCAAAUUAACGUCAACGGACCAAGUGCGGCCAACGAAAUUGAACAGUUCGACGCCAUCGUUAUCGGGGCAGGCGUUACCGGUCUGUAUCAAACGUAUUGCCUGCGAAACCUGGGCAUGUCGGUUCGGGUUUUCGAGAGCGGAGACGGCGUGGGCGGCACCUGGUACUGGAACCGGUAUCCGGGCGCCCGCUUCGAUUCCGAGAGCUUCAGCUAUGGCUACUCCUUUUCCGAGGAACUUCUGCAAGAAUGGGACUGGAAGGAACUGUACUCGGGGCAGCCGGAGAACGAACGGUACCUGAACUACGUGGCGGACAAAUUCGACCUUAAAGGGCACAUUCGCUUCGACUCCAGGGUGGCGUCCUGCACCUUUGAGGAAGACCGCAACACCUGGCUGGUGGAAAUCGAGGACGGACACCGGGCGCGGGCCCCAUUCCUGGUAACGGCGGUGGGCCUGCUUUCAGCCCACUAUGUACCAGACUUUGAGGGUCUGGAAACCUACCAGGGCAAGUGGUGCCAUACCGGUCGCUGGCCCAAAGAGGGUAUGGACCUGGCGGGGAAGCGGGUGGGCGUGGUUGGCACCGGGGCUACGGCGGUGCAGCUAAUAACCGAGAUUGCCAAGGAAGUGGGGCACCUCACGGUGUUCCAGCGCACUCCAAACUUCUGCGCACCACUUCGCAACGAGCCAAUCAGCGAAGAAAUGCAGCAGGAGAUAAAGGCCAAUUAUCCGGAGAUUUUCCGCAAGUGCGCCGAGACGGCCGGUUCCUUCAUCCACACGUUCGAUCCCAGGUCGGCCCUGGAGGUCUCUGAAGAGGAGCGGUUGGAGCAGUACGAACGGUUGUGGCAAGAGCCCGGGUUCGCCAAGUGGCUAUCCAACUUCUACGACGUGAUGAUGCCCGGCGAGGCCAACGAGGACUACGCCGACUUCUUCCGCAACAAGAUUCGCGAGCGGGUGCAUGACCCGGAAGUGGCGGAAAUGCUGGUGCCCAAGGACCACAUGUUCGGCUCCAAGCGCCUGCCCUGCGAGAGCGGGUACUACGAGGUGUACAACCGGGACAACGUCCUGCUGGUGGACGUCAAAAAGGCGCCCAUCCAGUGCAUAACACCCGCCGGCCUGCGGACGGCCGACGCCGAGCAUGAGCUGGACGUAAUCAUCUUUGCAACGGGCUACGACGCGGUUACCGGGUCGCUUUAA